AUGGCACGACCGUUGGAAAAAAUCUCUAAUGUUAAUGAUGAAAAGGAACUUUGGAAAGUUGCUGUUAAAAUACAUCACAAAUGGAGUGUCAUCUCUAACAACAAGGAACAUUUUGAAAUGGUUGUUUAUGAUUCUGAGGGAAGUGAUAUCCAUGUUAUCGUACCUCCCGUGUAUAGGCAGAGUUUUGAUUCGCUCUUUGUUGUUAAUGAUACUUACACUAUUGCAAACUUCCAAGUUCAGCUGAAUGAUCUGCUGUUCAAACCUUCUGCUCACAAGUACCUCCUUAAAUUUACUGGUGGGACCAAAGUUGGGGAUAGAAACGUGCAUCAGAUUCAGGAAAAGGCUUGCAGACUCACUCCUUUUCUUGAUAUUUUAACUGGGAAAUGGAAUAAAGAUCAAGUUUUAGAUGUUAUUGGAGUGGUUGAUAAAAUUGGGUACACACAGGCCCAGGUUGGAAGUAAAAAGCAACAGGUCAACUUUGUCAUUCGCGACUUGAGCAACAACACUAUAACGGUUACAUUAUGGGAGGCGUACACGGUGCAGUUUAUCAACUACGUUGAACAGCAAGUCGAUACUUCCAUUCCGAUUGAAAAUAUCCACUAUCUGUUACCAACACUUACAAUGUCACCAAAGUGGCUAUUAAUGAAGACAUGGAGACAAUCAAACAAUUCGCCAAAAUGUACUAACUUGGCCUUCGCAGUUAGCAGUCUCAGGGCAGGUCGCAAAACUCAUACACUUCUCGCCAAUCACCUUCCCAAAAAAUUGUUGUCUAAUGCUGUUCUUCUUCCUCUUGAGCAAAUUGUUAAACUCAAAGAGACAACUUUUUGUGCUACGGUUGCCACAAUUACGAAAAUCUUUGCGUCAAGAUAUGGCUGGUACUACCAAGCAUGCCAUGAAUGCCCAAAUAAAGUCACUGGUGAUAAACCUCCCUACAAGUGUACAAAGGGACAUGAAACGGAAACCGCCAUAUUCAGGUAUAAAAUAAAGGUGGAUGUUCUUCAUGCUGGUACAAAAUGCAAGUUUGUUUUGUGGGACAAGGAGAGUGGGGAACUAUUGGAAGUGUCGGCUGCUCAUAUGCGCGAAACAAUGUUUCAGGCUGGAAUAUUUGAUCCCCUCGAUUUUCCCCUGGCACUUGACAAGCUGCUGGAUCAGGAACUUGCAUUCAAAGUCAAGUGGCAACCAGAUUGGUCUAAUUGCUCUGUCAUCAUGUUAGUGAAAGAUAAAUCUGUUGUGGAUCAACUAAAAGCUGAAUGGGUGGCUGCAAGUACAAUCAAGGAGAGUGUUGAUGAGGCUGUUCCUGUUGAUGAUUCCGACAUUGUUACGGAUCCUGAAAUUACUUCAAAAUUGCACGGUGAACCGGUCACACCUACGGCAAAAAGACAGAACCCGGAUCCAUCCAAUGAAUCUACAAGUCUUGCAACACACGGCGAAGGAGAUUUGUCUUCGACAAAACUUAAGAAACCAACGAGGAUCACUAGGAAAUUAGUGAAGAUUGAAAAAUAG
This is a messenger RNA of Vicia villosa (hairy vetch), 1503 nucleotides long. RefSeq lists its product as uncharacterized. The transcript has 11 exons. Lineage: Eukaryota; Viridiplantae; Streptophyta; Magnoliopsida; Fabales; Fabaceae. Bases 1 to 1503 code for a protein of 500 amino acids. The record is from RefSeq and is a predicted model, not a curated record.